GGACAGAGGAAAGAGAUGAAUAGAAGGCACCAGAACCACCUACCAUGACCAAGUGCGCUGUAAAUGUAGGACAGAAACCGGAGUGGAAUACUAACGGAUCAGCCGGCGACUUCUUGAAGGGAAAAUCAUGUUUGGAUGUGCCUUAUCAUCUGAUUCCAGUAUUAUUUUUAAACACGGCAACACAUGCGACCAUGGGAGCACAGGAAAAGUAUUUUUCCUCGCAAACAUUUCUUGCAUUUUGAAACGGAAAAGAAGAGUGGCAGUAGAAUACAUCUCUGUGCCAUCCUCCUCCAAAUAUCAAUGGAAGGACUUGCAGACAGUAGCAGGGGAAUGAUGCUUUUGACGCUGGAUGUAUGCUGCAUUCAGGGAGAUUCGGCAGAAACAGCGGCUCUAGCAGAAGCAGCGAGUGCGGAGGGCCUGGGAAGCACCCAGCCCCACUAUCUCCUCCUUUUCCUCCCCCCCUGCAGGACCAUGCUUGCGUGAGGGAUGAGGCUGUGCACAGGGACACCAGGCCAGAGCUGCGGCCUACUUCUCACAAGAACCGGUCUCUCAACUGCAAGACCUGUGAACACAUUGCCACCAUCAAAUCAGCAUCUUUGGUCAUCAGGUAGAUCCAGGAGCAUGAGCAGGACUUUGAGCUGCGGGAGCAGAUGUCUGGGUAUAAGCGCAUGCGGCGGCAGCACCAGAAGCAGCUGAUCGCCCUGGAGAACAGGCUAAAGGCCGAGAUGGAUGAGCAUAGGCUCCGACUGCAGAAGGAAUUAGAAACACAUGCGAACAACACUUACAUUGAGCUGGAAAGACUGGCCAAGCGGCACACUGCUCAAACCGACAAAGAGAUUAAGUCCAUUGCAGCAGAAGAGAGGAGGAUCCAGCAACAGAUUGUUGCUCAGCAAAAGAAAGAGUUGACUACUUUCCUCGAGAACCAGAAGAAGGAGUACCGGCUCUGCCGAGACCAAAUCAAAGACGAGAUGAAUGAGGACCUUUACUCACCCAAGGAGGAGAAGCAGGAGCGUCUGUCCCGGCACAAAGAAACAAUGCAGCGCUCUCAGGCUGAGGAGGAAGCUCAUCUGCUGGCCCAGCAGAGGCUGGUCUACGACCGCAGCUGCAGGGCCCUCAAACGUCGGAGUCUGGUCAGGAAGCAUGAGUUUGAACAAGAGCAACUCAGAGAGGAGCUGAACAAGAAGAGGACCCAAAAAGAGAUGGAGCAUGCCCUGAUGAUCCGGCAGGACGAGUCUACCCAGGAUAUGGAGCGCAGGCAGCUGCACAUGCUGCAGAAGCUGCGCGUGGAACUCAUGCGGCUACAGCAUCAGACGGAGCUUGAGAACCAGGAGGAGUACAACAGCCGGCGGCAGAGAGAACUACACAGGAAACAUAGUCUGGAGAAGCGGCAGCAGCCCAGAAACCUUAAGGCACUGGAGAUGCAGAUCAAGAAACAGUUUCAGGACACUUGCAAGGUGCAGAACAAGCAGUACAAAGCUCUGAGGAACCAUCAACUGGAGGUCUCCCCCAAAGGCGACCAUAAGUGUAUCCUAAAAAGCCUGAAAGAGGAGCAGACCCGCAAACUGGCUAUUCUGGCUGAGCAAUACGAGCAGAGCAUCAACGAGAUGAUGGCGUCGCAAGCGAUGCGAUUAGAAGCGGAGCAGGAAGCCGAGUGCCAAGCGCUGAAGCAGCAGCUGAAGCAGGAGAUGGAGCUCCUGGACGCCUACCAGAGAAAAACCCAGUCACAGAUGGAGGCCCAACAUGAGCGAGAGCAGCAGAAACUCGAGCAGAAGGUCUCCAUACGCAGAGCGCACCUUGAACAGAAGAUUGAGGAGGAGUUGGCCGCACUUCAGAAGGAACGCAGUGAAAAGAUCAAGCACUUGUUGGAGCGUCAGGACCGUGAGAGUAACAGUUUUGACACAGAGAGCAGAAGUCUCGGCUUUGGAAGCCUGGAAUCUCUGGACUUCCCCAAAGAAGACAACAGAUGAAAGUGGAAUUAUCUCUAGAGGACAACAUAUCCGUGCCCUUUUCACGUCCACUCGACCGUUUGCCACGUCCGCGGCGACAAAAGCUGGAUAACCUUCUCUCUUUGCUUUUCUUCUAUCUUAGAUAUUGCAUCUUCGAAAUCGAGGUGUUUAACGUGCAAUGAGGACUUCUUUUGUGAAACUUGAAGGGGGAAAGUAAAACAAAAGAAUCAACAACAACAACAACAACAACAACAACAACAACAACAACAAUAUGUCAAUAAAAACCUAGUCAGUGUAACUCCAAACUUAUGUGUUAAAAAUAACAGACUCUUUUUUCCUCCAUGCCAUUUUUCUCUUUUUUGGUAUGAAAUGAAUAAAAUCAGGAAAUUUUAGUAAAAUGGGCACUUUGAUAUGUUUAAGUAGAAAACCCAUCAUGUUCAUAUGAUGCUAAAUGUGUGUGUUACAUGGAGGGACAUUGUGGAAUGUGAGCUGCGGACUUCCCCCGUGGCGUUAAGCUGCUUUGUCUUUUUUUUUUUUUCCAAAUACGUUGAUUUCGUUCUGUUCGGUUUAUUUUAUGCUCUGAAUGUGAAUAUUACUGUAUGGGGGUCACUGGAUAAAGUCAGAGUUUAUUCAUUUUUUUUUCUAAAUUUCCUUUCUUCAUAUUUCCAUAUUGUGCUUAUGCAUACAGUAUACUGUGGUCCCUCACUUACUUUUUUUUUUUUAGGCAACAGAUCUUUUUAAUUAUUAUUAUUAUUAUUAUUAUUAUUAUUAUUAUUAUUUGAUAUGUAGGAUCAAUUGGCAUCGGCUUGAUCAACCCGUUUAUCUUAACACAAUUCAAGAUCCCACUUGGUAAAAACUGCUUAUUAUUGCAUGCACUUUAAGGACAAAUUCAGGUUGUGAAGUGAAGCAUGAAUCUGUCAGAGAUUUUAGCUGUUUGUAAAUAAAAGUGGUCAUAGCAUUUUUAUUUUUAUUUUUUUGUUUAAAGCCUAUGGAUACUGGACAUAAGCUCCAUAUUUGAUGAUAAUUUCACAAAUGCCUUUAUUUAAGUUGUGCCUGAAGCAGACUUUAGUUCCGUGUUUGUUAUUUAUAUUUGAUUUACUGAGGCCGGCACCAUUUUUUUUUUUUUUUUUCAACUGUUUUUGGUUUCAUCUUAACUUGUGAAUCAUUUAAUGUUCACUAAUCAAAGUUCUUGUAAAGGAAAUGGUGCGAAUUGUGCUGUAUAACUUUUGAUAUCAAUAUUUGUACAUGAGAAUAUAGCUAGAACACAGAGACACUGGUCUAUUACUGAUAACAGAGCUUAAAUGUGAAAAAGAGUUUUGCUUCAUUUUUGUUUCAUGACAUACGAAUAUGGUCAAACAAUAGCUCAAUAUAUUGAUAAGUCACUCUCAGAUUGUAUAAAUGCUGGCGAAUGGAACCACAGACUUCUUUUAAUGUCAUCUGAUAACCUUUGAUUGAUCUGCGUAAAAACAAACCAAUGUGUGGAUCCAGUUUGCAUUUUAG
Messenger RNA from Solea solea (common sole), 3446 nucleotides. RefSeq names its product TAO kinase 3b (gene taok3b). NCBI's taxonomy places the organism in Eukaryota, Metazoa, Chordata, Actinopteri, Pleuronectiformes, Soleidae. Gene Ontology annotation, biological process: execution phase of apoptosis. The transcript has 9 exons. The record is from RefSeq and is a predicted model, not a curated record. Bases 651 to 1967 code for a protein of 438 amino acids.